AUGGCGUUCGUCAGUGGACUCUGGAACUCACUCGUUGGUUGCAACGAGAAAGAAGUAAUUUGGCAGGAAUUGUCCAGGUUGUACCUAGACAGUACACUGAAGUACUUGUCUGUAUCAGAAAUAGACAAAGAAGGAGUGCCUAUUGUAUUCGGCGAAGCUCACAGAAUUAGUUUUAAUAAAAGUGCUUUUGGUUACACAUAUACGCCGUUGAAUUUCGUCAGUAUAUAUCAUAUUGAUACAAGAAAAGCUGAAGUAAAAAUGCCGAGCGGCCAAGUAGACACACCCGUCAUUGAAGACAACAGGGACGGGACAGUCAGCAUCAAAUAUGAGCCAAGAGAAGAAGGCGUUCACGAACUGUAUGUUAAGUACAAUGGAGAACACGUUCAAGGCUCUCCCUACAAGUUCCAUGUUGAUUCCAUUGCAUCAGGAUACGUGACGGCAUACGGACCCGGACUCCUGAAUGGUGUCAGUGGAGAGCCCAGCGAGUUUACUAUUAGCACUAAAGGUGCUGGGUCUGGAGGACUGUCAAUGGCUGUGGAAGGUCCUAGUAAAGCCGAGAUCACAUGCCACGACAACAAAGAUGGCACCGUAUCCGUAUCAUAUUUGCCCACUGCUCCUGGAGAGUAUAAAAUUUCUGUCAGGUUCGGAGACAAGCAUAUCAAGGGCUCCCCUUUUCUGGCUAAGGUUACUGGCGAAGGUCGCAAGAGGAACCAGAUCUCUGUAGGCAGUUGUAGUGAGGUCACUUUACCAGGAAAAGUCAGUGACAAUGAUAUCCGCUCACUGAACGCGUCUAUCCAGGCGCCUUCUGGCCUCGAAGAGCCCUGCUUCCUCAAACGCCUACCAUCCGGAAACAUUGGCAUCAGUUUCACUCCACGCGAGGCCGGCCAGCACAUCGUGUCUGUGAAGAAGAUGGGUGUCCACAUUCAGAACUCUCCGUUCAAUAUCACUGUCACAGCACAGGAAGUUGGUGAUUCUAAGAAAGUGCAGGUUUCUGGCAAUGCCCUUAAAGAAGGCAAAACCCAUAGCGAAAAUACCUUCACUGUCGACACCAGAAACGCUGGAUACGGUGGUCUAUCACUAUCUAUUGAAGGUCCUAGCAAAGCCGAAAUUCAGUGCGCUGACGGCAAAGAUGGUGUUCUUGCCAUCAGCUACAAACCCACAGAGCCAGGUUACUACAUUGUCAACCUGAAGUUUGCUGAUCAUCACGUUGAGGGUUCUCCCUUCACUGUCAAGGUUUCUGGUGAGGGUAGCAAUAGACAAAGAGAGAAGAUCCAGAGACAACGGGAUCAAGCUCCUCUAACCGAAGUCGGCACUAACUGUAAACUUACCUUCAAAAUGCCUGGUAUCACAUCCUUCGACCUGGCGGCCACAGUCACAAGCCCUGGUGGAGUAUCUGAAGACGCGGAAAUCCAAGAAGUUGAAGACGGACUAUAUUCAGUCCACUUCGUGCCAAAGGAACUCGGUGUCCACACCGUGUCUGUCAAGUACAGGGAGAUUCAUAUUCCAGGAUCCCCAUUCCAGUUCACAGUGGGUCCUCUGAAGGACUCAGGAGCUCACUUAGUCAAGGCUGGAGGACCAGGUCUUGAGCGCGGUGAAGCCGGACGGUUCAACGAGUUCAACGUGUGGACGAGAGAAGCCGGCGCUGGUCAGCUUGCGAUAUCCCUCGAAGGACCUAGCAAAGCUGAAAUAGACUUUAAAGACAGAAAGGACGGAUCCUGUGACGUCUCCUACAAAAUUGAAGAGCCUGGUGAAUACCGCAUCGGUCUCAAGUUCAACGAACAGCACAUCCCAGACUCACCCUUCAAGGUGUACAUUUCCCCAGCGGUGGGAGACGCAUAUCUGCUGGAAGUUGCCCAGUUCCCAGACUCGGCGCAAGUUGACAAACCUACCCAGUUCUACAUCAGGCUCAAUGGGGCUAAGGGUACUUUAGAUAGCAGGGUAACCUCACCCUCGGGCAAGAGCGACGACUGUUUCAUCCAGAACAUCGACGGAGACCAGUACAGCAUCAGGUUUAUGCCGCGGGAGAACGGUGUCCACAACAUCAAUGUUAAGUUCAACGGUGUGCAUAUCCCGGCUUCACCUCUAAGAAUCAAGGUUGGAAAGGAUGAUGCUGAUCCUGCGGCGGUUCACGCUCACGGUCCUGGAUUGGGCACAGUCAAGACUGGUGUUAAAACCGAUCUUAUAAUUGACACUUGUAAUGCGGGUGUUGGUUUACUGGCCGUCACCUUGGAUGGACCUUCCAGAGUAGCUAUGGACUGCACGGAUGUUGAUGAGGGUUACAAGGUACGUUACACUCCUCUCGCUCCUGGGUUCUACUACUUGAGUAUCAAGUACAACGGAGCUCAUAUCGUCGGAUCACCAUUCAAGAUUGAAGCCACCGGUGCAAAUCUAGCUGAAAUCGGCGCACAAGAAACAUCAUCAGUUACAGUAGAAACGGUCCAGAAGGUGGCUAAAUCUGCACAAAAACUUGGACCUGUCCUGCCCAACUUUAAGUCUGACGCCAGCAAAGUCACAAGCAAGGGCAUGGGCUUAAAGAAGGCCUACCUCAAUAAACACAACCAGUUCACGGUCCACGCUGGGGAUGCUGGCACCAACAUUUGUUACGUCGGCAUCUACGGUCCCAAGGGUCCCUGCGAUGAGGUCCAACUGAAGCACAAAGGCAAGAACAACUAUGAAUGCUGGUACGUCGUCAGAGAUAGGGGAGACUACAUUGUCAUCGUCAAAUGGGGUGAUGAACACAUCCCCGGAUCUCCUUACAAGGUCGAAGUCUAA
This is a messenger RNA of Arctia plantaginis, 2772 nucleotides long. The record is from the annotation of a GenBank genome assembly. NCBI's taxonomy places the organism in Eukaryota, Metazoa, Arthropoda, Insecta, Lepidoptera, Erebidae.